AAAGUCCUGAAUGAUGGCUCAUACUUUGGAGGUAAGCACGGAUCUCAAAACCAAAAAUGGAUGGUACAUCCACAAUGCAUACAUGAAGUCAAUGGCAACCAUACGCCUGGCAUGCCACUACACAUCUACACACGCAAAAAUCUCACAUCUUGUAACAAGUUUGUCAACAAGCCGUCAACAAGUUGUCUUCACACUGCUUGUCACAAGUUGUCAACAAGUUUGGAACAAGCUGUUGACAAUUUGUAACAACCUUGUUGAUAUUAUCAGGCUUGUCACAAGGUUGUUCCAACAAGUCUGAUACAGUCAUGAUAUAAAAUAUUGUUACAACCGUGUUUCAUCAAUCUUGUAACAUUCUUGUUAUAUCAUGACUGUAUCAAACUUGUUAGAACAACCUUGUGACAAGUCUGAUAAUCCCAUCAAGCUUGUUGCAAGUUGUUAACAGCUUGUUCCAAACUUGUUACAACAACUGGGAACAAGCAGUGCGAAGAAAACUUGUUGACAGCUUGUGAACAUAUUUGUAACAACUUGUUUGCAGUAAAAAUGCACAAGUUGUUACAAGUCUGCAAACAAGUUGUUACAGGUCUGUUCACAGGCUGUCAACAAGUUGUGUUCGCACUGCUUGUUCCAAGUUUGUUGUAACAAGUUUGGAACAAGCUGUUAACAACUUGUAACAAGCUUGAUGGCAUUAUCAGACUUGUCACAAGACUGUGCUAACAGGUUUGUUACAGCCAUGAUAGAACAAGGAUGGCAACACAAGGUUGUAACAAUCUUGUUAUACCAAGCAUGUAACGGACUUGUCAGAACAACCUUGCAACAAGUCUGAUGAUUUCGACAAGGUUGUUACAAGUUGUCAACAAGUUGUUCCAAACCCGUUGACAACUUGUGACAAGCAGUGCGAAUACAUCUUGUUGACGGCUUGUUGGCAGACUUGUUACAAGAUGUGAGAUUUUUGCGUGUGUGACAAAUGUUGGAAUUAGGGGCGGCCCGGCGGGGUGGGGUGGGGUGGGGGUAGGGAUGGAUCUGAUACAUCACAAUAAGAGGGGUCACAUGAAGUAUAUACCCUAGUAACUGCCAUCAUUCAUUGGUACAUUUUAUCUAUUCUAGAAAUUUGCCUUCUCACAAACGCCCGUCGUAUAGCGACCGUCAUUGCGACCUCCACUUGUGACACGUUUGUCUUGAGUACAAGCGAUUUUCACGACGUCUUGGAAGACUACCCAGAGAUGAGGGCACAAAUGGAAAAAGUCGCCGAAGAACGCCUAAACUACAUCAAAAAGUAUCAUAAUCGUAAGGGGUCCGUCAGUCCGCUCAUGGGUAGCAUUUCUGAAUCCGCUGGCCACCAGCAGGUGUAA
Paramuricea clavata is the source of this 1349-nucleotide messenger RNA. Lineage: Eukaryota; Metazoa; Cnidaria; Anthozoa; Malacalcyonacea; Plexauridae. The record is from the annotation of a GenBank genome assembly.